CAAUUACUGAUACCAUUCGCCUUCAUUAUAUGCACGUAGCAGGAACAGCUCAUACUCUCUUAUGGGAUAGCCGAUUAAGCUGAGCUCCCCACGGAGGCUUGUCAGCUGCGGUAGGCCUUCCGAUCUUUAUCCUUAGCUCGCUCGUGGACUCUGUAGCCCAGGCUUCCUAUUAUGGAACACCAAAGUGAGAGUGGGUGCGCUCCACCUCCACCUCUAGCAUACCAUUUUGUCAGACAAUCUGGCCGCAAGAUAGACGAGUCGACACGCAGUAGCAUUCGAUCCCAUGCAAUGAAGGAGUUUCGGAACAAGCAGCGUCAACAGAAACAAUUAGGAACUGUACAAAAUGGCCAGCAAUCUAUUACAGAGUUCAACCCUAGCCCAUGCCGAUGCUUACCUCAAGUUCAGAUUUCUUCGGCUUCGUCAGAACAGUACUCAGGCACACAGAGGGUGGUGGUCCCGCCUUUGACUUCCAUGUCAUCGGUGUCCGGGCACUGCUACUACUGCGGCGGGGUACAAUUAAUAGGAAUGUUCCAGCCACAAGAGGUGGAUGUCGUGCAGCAAUACUCCGUCUCUGGACAUACCUUUGCCGCCGCAGCUGACUUUGAUCUUUUCAACUCCAUUACAGAUCUAUCUCAGCCUCACACCACACUGAAACAAUCUAAACACGUUUGUUACAGGUUGCGCCGAGUAAAGUGUGACGAGUCGAAACCAGCAUGUCUACGCUGUUUGAAUCUUGAUUUAGAAUGUGCACGCCGGCAACCCUCACCUGGUCCUCGCCCACUUAAAUGUCGCUCUGUACAGCCAAAGAAUGCGAGUCCCUCCACUCUAGUUUCAAAUACACUGUCAGGAAGGCUCUUUGAGACGGAGCAGGAGUACCAAUAUUUCGACUUAUUCUCCACAAAAACUGCAUUCGAGGUUCUCCCAACCUUCGAUGCCGAAGCGUUGCGUCGCAUAUUGUUGCAAGCAUGCGACUCUGAAGUUUCUGUUCGAUAUGCCAUCGUUGCUCUAGGAGCACUCGCCAAGAAGUCCGACACAGCUGGCCCCAGCUCUGUGUCUCGUAACGCUUGUGAGAUGAGACCUGUCCUGUAUUAUCAGGAUGCACUUCUGCAAUACAGCAAAGCUAUCAAAUACAUAAGGACCGCUGUUUCCAGUGAAUGCCAGAAUCUUAGGACAACAUUACUUUGCUGCUUUUUGGUCACGAUGUUUGAGGCAGGCCUCGGUAAUGACAGGUUAGUGGUGGAUCAGAUUCAAACCGGUAUUUCGUUGUUACGGGAUUGGAGAUCGCAAUAUGCCGAUGCGCAUAAGCACGCUUUGGGAUUAUCAUCACCAGCUCCUAAGGUCAUUGAAGACGACAUUUUUCGAGCUUUUAGCCGCUUAGAAAUUCAGACACUAUAUACCCUAGAUGAGAGAUUUCUGGGUCGACAGGCUUGCCUAAGCAAAGAUGCCAACAGUGCACAGCAAAUUGGAGACGAGGAUUUCCUAAGAAGCGGUACACAAACUCUUCAAAAAAUGCCCAGAGUUUUCACCACUUUUGCACAGGCGCGAAAAUACCUGGAACUUAUCAUGAAAUGCGCCAUUAUCUUACAUCGCCUGAACAUUAUGGUGUGCCACCGGACAAACAAUUACUCUGUCAACUCACCAUUUCUUCGCUUAGCAACGGUCCAGCAUCCUACAAAUGCAGCUUGCUCAUCCGCGAACGGAUCCAGCCACACGGAUUCCUUACCGCUUCCUCAGAGGUUGGCUUCCUAUCAAGCAAACAACAUCUCAGGGCUAUCUCAAUGGUCUAAGUGCUUUCAGGCUUUCUCCAAGGGAAUAUUUGAGCAGGGUCGAAGGGAGUUAUCAGCAGCCGAUACACUCUAUCUGCAUUCAAAGAUGGUUCAUAUUGAGUUAGUGACCGCACUUUCAUUCAGCCAAGCCGUGUUUGACGACUUUACUUCCGAGUUUGAAGAUAUAGUAACUUUAUCACAAAUGCUACUCAAGACCAACUGGAUACACCAAUCAGCCACUAUUUGCUUUACCUUCGAUCUCGGCAUCAUUUUGCCUCUUUGGCUAGUAGGCAUCAAAUGCCGCGUGAAGUCGAUCAGACGACAAGUAAUCUCCUUACUGCGCUUACACCCACGUAGAGAAGGUGUCUGGGAUAGCAAAUUGGUAACUAAAAUGAUAGAGUGGAUCAUGGAAGUUGAGGAGGAGCAAGAUCAAGGUGACACUAUUCCGGUUUGGGCAAGGACACACGGAAUAUUGUGGUCUUUCGAUAUGGAACAGCGAACAGUGUAUUUGGUAUGUCAGCACAAGAGAUAUGAGUGGUCUGAUGAACUUGUUACAAGGCAGACUAGGAUUGCAUGGUGAGUCUGAAACGACUAUAUAGAUAUUGCAUUUUGUCACGUGAUGCACCGGAUUAUGCUGGCAACGAUUCUAGAUCAAAGAACCAUACACUAUUUAAUCUAGUUGCAGUUAGAUAGGAGGCAACCUAGGCGGUUAGACAGGAGGCAGAGAGGGGGGUAGAGGAGGCCGAGGAGGUGGAGGCAGAGGAAGAAAACGGCAGAGAGGCAGAAGCACAUUGCAGGGAGGGUCACUAAAGAGACGGCGGACUAGGUGUUUAGGGAGAACACUACCGCUAGGCAACAGAGAGGGAUCUAAUGGCAAGGGGCAGCUAACAGAGGAGGGGAACAGGAGCAAUGCAGGGUCGUAGGGCAAGGUCCUAGACCUACUAGCAACGCUAGGAAAGGGUGGUGUCACUCUAGGCAGUAACGACUAGGAUUAAGACGAUAACGUGUUCUAGUUGUUAUAAGUGAAAUGUAACAUAUAUGUAGAUUAUAUAGAAAAUACAGAGGG
This is a messenger RNA of Pseudogymnoascus verrucosus, 2832 nucleotides long. RefSeq lists its product as uncharacterized. The record is from RefSeq and is a predicted model, not a curated record. Gene Ontology annotation, molecular function: DNA-binding transcription factor activity, RNA polymerase II-specific; zinc ion binding. The transcript is spliced from 2 exons. The coding region runs from base 172 to 2346 and encodes 724 amino acids. Lineage: Eukaryota; Fungi; Ascomycota; Leotiomycetes; Thelebolales; Thelebolaceae. Gene Ontology annotation, biological process: regulation of DNA-templated transcription.